AAUGGAAUCAUUGUAGUCUACUUCCUCCUAUCACAGCGAAGUACAAUGGUCGUGUGGCCGUCGCCAUGGUGCCAGGUCCUGCUAUAUCGGCUACAUGCUAUCACAGGCUUUGCUAUGUUCCUGCUGGAAAACCGAAAUGACCAAAAAUGAAACGUGUUUGCUUCUUGGAGCGACUGGCGUCGGAAAAACCCUGCUCCUGAAACGUCUACAAAGGCUCAGUUUACAUGGAAUAGGUGAACUGGGGGCACCUCCUUCUACCCUUCCUACAGUAGGAACCAACCUGACAGACCUGAAACUGAAGAAGAAGAAGGUGACCGUGAGAGAGCUGGGAGGCUGCAUGGGCCCUGUAUGGCCCAGUUACUUCAAAGACUGCUCCUCUGUCAUUUUUAUGGUGGACUCUGCCAACAUCGCUCAGGUAUCCUCCUCCUGUAUCCAGCUGCUGUUGGUACUCUCUGCUGAGCCACUGCGCAGUGCCCCUGUGCUUAUUCUCUUCAACAAGAGGGACAUGCCCUGCACUAUGAGUCUUAUAGAGAUAAAGUCACUGUUCAGAAUGGAUGACAUCAUUGCAUCUGCUACUCAGCCAAUCACAAUACUGGAACUCAGUGCCCGCUCAGGACAGGGACUUCAGGAGGUGCUCAGCUGGCUGGAGUCCAUCACAGUCAAGUGAUCUAUCAUAUGUUUGUUCCUUCAAAAUUGAUGCUGCUCUCUUAGGACUUUGAAUAAUGGUGUCAAGCCUGUUGGCAAGCGAUGUCAGUAUCCUCACUGUGCAAAGACUGUUUACACACCAUUUUUAAGUGGACAUAAUGGUGUGUUAAGUGUUGGACUCACUGAAAAAAUGACAAGACAAAUGACAAGAAAACUGUUGUAUCUUUGGUACCAUAUAAAAUAUGGUGACUCCUCAUUAGGUGAAUGGAGAAGGCAACGUAUUAGUGAUAUCAUGGCAGGAUCGGAUAGUUGUAAGGCUGGCCAUUUUAACAUUUGUUAAAUCAACACUACUGUAGGUCUUACUUGCAGUUAUUUACACUGGUCACUUUUACUAAUUAAAUUCUGGAUAGAUAAA
Molecule: messenger RNA, 1060 nt
Organism: Xiphias gladius (swordfish)
Lineage: Eukaryota; Metazoa; Chordata; Actinopteri; Istiophoriformes; Xiphiidae
Gene: arl16
Product: ADP-ribosylation factor-like 16
Exons: 5
Coding region: 95-667 (190 amino acids)
Molecular function (GO): GTPase activity; GTP binding
Source: RefSeq, a predicted model, not a curated record